This is a messenger RNA of Thunnus maccoyii (southern bluefin tuna), 3051 nucleotides long. It is a transcript of the gene slc49a4, whose product is annotated as solute carrier family 49 member 4. Gene Ontology annotation, cellular component: intracellular membrane-bounded organelle; membrane. Gene Ontology annotation, molecular function: transmembrane transporter activity. The transcript has 9 exons. The coding region runs from base 1 to 1395 and encodes 464 amino acids. The record is from RefSeq and is a predicted model, not a curated record. Lineage: Eukaryota; Metazoa; Chordata; Actinopteri; Scombriformes; Scombridae. Gene Ontology annotation, biological process: transmembrane transport.
AUGGGUGCCGUUUCGAGCACCGAGGCCGAAAGGGAGCCGCUUCUCGUCCCCUCUUACACGGAGGCAAACAGUCAGCCGGUAAACAGCAGAGUGUACGGGAGAAGAUGGCUGGUUCUGACACUGUUUUCCCUGCUGGGACUAAUGCAAGGGAUGGUGUGGAACUUCUGGGGUCCCAUCCAGAACUCUGCCGUUCACGCUUACGGCUUCACCAAGUCCGACAUCGCAGUCCUGGUUCUGUGGGGUCCAGUGGGGUUUGUCCCCUGGCUGCUGUUUAUGUGGUUAAUGGAUAAAAAAGGUUUGCGGGCCUCCCUCCUUCUCUCAGCAUUCUUCAUGCUGCUAGGGGCUGCUCUACGGAGCAUCCCGCUGACAGACCAGCCUCUCAGACGAUGGUUAAUUCAUGGAGGUCAGUUCCUAAACGGUUUAGCCGGCCCAACCAUAAUGAGUGCCGGCCCCUUCCUCUCCACCACGUGGUUUGCUCCUGACCAGAGAGCCACUGCCACUGCGGUGGCCUCACUCUUCUCCUACCUGGGAGGCGCUGCCUCGUUUGUGGUUGGACCUCUAGUAGUUCCAGCCCCUAAUGACACCCUUGCAGCAACCACGAUGGCAGCAGCAGUUUCCAACAGCUCCAUCAGAGACAGGAUCCAGCUGGUUAUGUAUGCAGAAUUGGCUGCAAUUGCUGUGCUUUUUGUGGCAGUCCUGCUCUAUUUCCCGUCACGCCCACCGAUGCCUCCCAGUGUGGCCGCUGCGAGCCAGAGACUCAGUUACAGGAGCAGCAUCUGCAGACUUCUGAGCAACCUGCGGUUCUUGAUGAUAGCGCUUGCCUAUGCAGUCCCCACAGGAGUGAUUGCUGGCUGGGCAGGAGUCCUCGACAUGGUCCUUACACCAGCCAAAGUCAGCCAGGUGGAUGCAGGGUGGAUUGGUUUCUGGUCGACCGUUGGCGGAUGUGUGUUCGGAGUUGCAAUGGCCAGGUUUGCAGACUCCAUCCGGGGGAUGCUGAAGCUGAUCCUGGUGCUAAUGCUGGCAGGUGCCUCACUGUCCUCUACCUGGUUCACACUCACCUGUCUGAGCAGAGUCACUCACCUCCCCUCCACUGCAGCCAUCCUGUACACUUCCUGCAUCCUGGUGGGCAUUUUUAUCAACAGCAGUGUGCCAAUAUUCUUUGAGCUCUUCAUUGAGACGGUGUACCCAGUCCCUGAAGGCAUCACCUGCGGGGUGGUCACCUUCCUGGGCAACCUGGUCACCGGCCUGCUCCUCUUCUUCCUCACCUUCUACUGUAAAGAGCUGUCAUGGCUGAACUGGUGUCUAACCGGCUCCUGUCUCUUCAGCCUCGUCCUCAUCCUCUUCUUCAGGGAGUCCUACGACCGCCUCUACCUGGACGUCUUUGUCUCCGUGUGACGCCCCCCCCCCCCCCCACGGGUCAAAAACAACGUUAACAAUAAAGGACUGAAUAAUUAUUCUUGCACAAAGUCGAGGAGAAAAGGGAGAUAAUGUGGAAAGCCCACACUCUUUUAAGAUGUAAGAUUUUAGGAUGUAAAUGUGGUGACGGUGGUGAUGCAUUGCUGUUGUAUGGCUGCCGAGAAGAAGCAAGAAGCGUCAAUGUUUACUCUUUAUACUGACUCGAGGCCAUAUGACUAACACAUCAUUACCUGUUUUUAUAUGUCAGUCUAUGUUUGUAUGUAAAAAAAACUUUUGUGAACGGUUAGUUUUUUUUUAACCAAACGCAGCAUGACCGACUGUUAAUUGUUGUUGUUUACAGAUAAUGUAAUAUUUAAAGAUGUUCUCAGUGUCGCCCCCGUGUGGCUGCUCGGUUCACCUCCCCGACUGUCUCUAAAAUGACUGGACACUGUCCUGAAGCUGGAUAACGAGCUGACUCCAGAUCAGCAUUGAGUGUCGGCCACUAACAAGGAAGUAAAGCAUUAUAAUGGGACAGGUUUGUCAGCCAAUCAGCAGGCCUGGCUGUGCUGAGUCGGGGCUCAUCAGUGGAAACUACAUUUUAUUACCCUCUCAAGAUGAAUAUUAUGCAAGAACAGAAAUUACCAACCACACUGAUGAUUGGAUGUCAGCCAGAGACGUGGGCUGGGAUUGGAUGAGCCUGCGCUUUUUUUUUUCACCAAUGAACUGUUCAUGUGGAAAAGUUCCCUGAACUGUUAUACAUUCACAUUUCAGAAGUUCAUCAGCCUAUUUAUGAUUCAUAAUGUCAAUUUCCAAGAGAUUUGUUGUUUGUGUGUUUGUUUUUUAAAUCUAAUAAUGUUAAUUUGUUUUUACUGUUUUUAAUAUUUUAGUUGUCCUCAGUAGUCUGAUAGUAUUUAUUGGAACUGUCUCAACACUAACACAAAUGACACCCAGUUUCACUAAAACAGGAUGUUUGGUGACGACUGCAAACCACAGCCAAGGCACACUGAGGGAGAUUAUUUUAUUAUAUAGACAUGAGGAUUACGUCGUGUUGUAAUUGCCAAGCUGCUCCCACUGCAAAGCACCAGCAGGUGUCUCUGCGCCAACUGAAAGUCUACUGACAAAAACCUUAAGGGAAAAAGAGGGAAGUAGCUAUUUUUUUUGGAUUCCUUAACUGAUAAAACCUGAGCUGUAACAGCACUCAGAUCUGGAAGGACAUAACCACAAAGAAACACAUCAAGGCAAAUGAAAAACAUCUGUCAUUUACAUUCUCUAACUUGUCCAUGAUUUCUCUAUGUCUCUUUGUAUUGCACAGCAGAUAUAUGAAUUGUUUUAAUGUGUUUUCCUCUGGGCUUCGAGGAGGCUCUGUAAUGUUUUUCCUGGUGCUUGUAUUUUUUUUACUCUCCUUGUACAGAAAAGGUUUGUCUUUUACCUUUUGACGUGUUGCCUUAAUUGCUCAGUGCGGUGCGUUCAGCCUCCCUCUCUUCCACACUGUGACUAGCUUGUAUAUAUUGUUAAAGGUCACGUUCUUCACAGCACAUACUCUGUGGUUUCCUGGGCUUUGGGUUAUAAAUGUCCUUGUUCUGUGGAAAGGAAAAAGAACAAAUGUGACUGUCAGAUAUUUCCAGCACCUUAUUAAAAUGAACAUUUUAAGAAUAA